UUGUGAUGACCGUAAAUGACAGCAAUAAUUGUCAACAUUUGUAAAACUCAUCAUUUAUUAGACAACUAUUUUUAAAAGCUAUUAUCGACCUAUUAUUCAAUCAAUAAUUAAYUGUUUUUAUCAAAUAAAAUGUCUUAUAUUAAUAGUUAAGACAAUAAUAGCGUAUUCAACAUAACUAAGCAGUGAUUUCUAUAAAUGUAUUGUUGAUUACGGCUAUUGUGUUGUUGUGAGUGAUGUAAAGCACRUGUAGUGUUGACGACAACUACAGACUCGCCCUUACAUUGCAUUCAAGUUGUUGUCAAACUUAUACAUGACUUUCACAUGAAAACCAUUGCUGAAGUCAAGUGUCACUCAUAGAGUGAUCGACCACUUACUCAAUGAUCACAAAUAACAUAAUUGGACUCAAAUGAGUGGUUAUAAAGAUAAACACAUUUAUACCACUUGAAGACAUCUGUCAUCGCAUCCGGUUAUUGUCCGAACAGUACUUAACUUUUCAUUUGUCAUAUUUGUGUUUAUUUAUUGGUUUGUUUGCCAUCACAUCCACUAAAGACAAUGUCAUUAAACGAUAGUAUUUUGAAUGAAACGUUUGACACUUUGUUGAAGAGCACUGUYUAUGGAGACGACACACCGGGUCUUCAGCAGUUGGCCACACAAAGUACUAAUAUAUCAUCAAAUAUAAGCGAUUAUUUGAUAGAUUUGUCAUCAACUGGUGAUUAUCACGUUUGUGUGGACGGCGUAAUCAUACCGUUUUGGCCACAUUAUGAUAGCACUGGACUUAUUAUAUUUCACGGCAUUGUCUACUUGUUGGCACUUAUUUACAUCUUUGUUGGCGUCGCCAUAAUAGCCGAUCGUUUUAUGGCAGCCAUAGAGCAGAUCACAUCUCAAGAACAGGAUGUGAUUGUCCGCAAACCGAACGGCGAUAAAGAGAUAAUAUCGGUUCGCAUUUGGAACGAAACGGUGUCUAACCUAACACUCAUGGCUUUGGGUUCUUCAGCGCCCGAAAUACUACUUUCGGUGAUCGAGAUUUGCGGCAACAACUUUCGGGCCGGCGAUUUAGGUCCCGGAACUAUAGUGGGUUCGGCCGCUUUCAAUAUGUUUGUUAUAAUAGCCAUCUGUGUAUGGGUUGUACCAAAAGAGGCCAAAAAGAUCAAGUUUUUGCGUGUCUUCUGCAUAACAAUGACUUUCUCUGUGUUUGCCUACAUAUGGCUGUUGUAUAUCUUGAUCUGGUCUUCGUAUGGAAUCAUCGAAAUAUGGGAAGCAUUCCUCACAUUCUUAUUCUUUCCGAUUACAGUUCUCAUUGCAUACAUCGCUGACAAACGAUUACUUAUAUAUAAGUAUUUAGACAAAAGAUAUCGUAUGAAGAGAGGACGCAAAGAAAUUUAUCAACACUCAGACGUCAGCGACGGUGAAAAUGUCGAAUUAAAUUCUGUUGAAACAAACGGUAUUAAAGUUAAGGUAAACGAUGUGGAAAUUGAUGGAGACUUUAAGUAUAUUGAUGCCAAUGAUGAAGAUUUGCAAAAUAUUGAAGAUCAUAGAGAAGAAAUUGUAAGCGUUUUGCGAGAUAUUAAACAAAAAAAUCCUAACGCAUCCACUGAAGAAUUAGAAGAAUUGGCCCGAAAAGAGUUGGAUAAACUACAGCCUAAAAGUAAAGCUUAUUAUCGCAUUCAAGCGGCGCGAAGACUAAUGGGAAAUGUGACUGAAUUGGUAAAGGAUCACAUCCUCAAGUCAAUCAACGAAGACUUUGAUGGACCGGAUGAUAAUAAGGAUGACAAUAGCAUUAAAAUAUUUUUUAACCCUAAAGAGUAUACAGUUUUAGAAAAUAUCGGAACUUUUCAGUUAACUAUUAGUCGUUCGGGUGGUCUCGAGUCAACUAUUUUAAUUGAUUACACCACUGAAGAUGGAACUGCUAAGAGUGGCUCUGAUUAUGAGGCUAUUAGUGGAACGUUAUCUUUUGGUCCGGGAGAGCAACACAAACAGAUAUCUGUUAAAAUUAUUAACGACGAUAUCUAUGAAGAAGACGAAAAUUUUUAUGUCCGACUUUCUGCGGGUCGUUAUUUAACACCAGUUUCUGAAAGUGAUAUUCGACCAAACAUUUUAAUAUCAGACUCUGAGGCAAAAGUGACAAUUCUUGAUGACGACCACAGCGGUGUCUUCUCUUUUACUAAUAAUAUUAUUCAAGUACCUGAAUCUGUUGGAGAUUACCGCUUGAAAGUUUCCCGUUUUGUCGGAGCUCGUGGUCACAUAGCACUUCCAUUCAAGACAAUUGCCGGGACUGCUAAACCUAAUAUUGACUUUAGAAUGAUGGACACGAAGAUUGAAUUUGCAAAUAAUGAGACACAUAAAGAGAUUAUCCUUAAUAUUAAUAAUACUGACAGUUACGAGAAAAAUGUAGCUUUUUAUGUGGAAAUAGGUCAGCCAUAUCGGGUCGACUCAAACAAGAAUAUUACCGAUGAUAAGGGAGCCCCACGUUUAGGAGAGCUCGUCAAAUGCACCGUUAGAAUAAGGGAAAGUCGGGACUUUAAAGCAACGGUAGAUAAGUUGAUGCGUCAAAAGAAAGCAGUGACAGCAAUCAGUUCUGCCUCAUGGGAAGGACAGUUCUAUGAAGCUGUGAGAGUGCCGUCACUCACCGCUUCCAAAGAACCCGAAGAUGAAGGUGAUGUUAUAGUUGUCAAGAAGAAAUCGAUCCUAUCUUAUAUUGUCCACUAUUUGACACUGUUUUGGAAAAUCUUGUUCGCUUGUGUUCCGCCACCUUAUCUCUGGAAUGGUUGGGCGUGUUUUAUAGUGUCCAUUAUAGUUAUCGGUUUACUUACAGCCCUUAUUAAUGACUUGGCCUCACAAUUUGGUUGUACUAUCGGAUUAAAAGAUUCGGUAACUGCUAUUUCAUUAGUAGCAUUGGGCACAUCAGUUCCCGAUACAUUUGCUUCCAAAAUAGCGGCUCUUAAUGACAAAUAUGCCGAUUCGUCCAUUGGAAAUGUGACCGGAAGUAAUGCGGUUAAUGUAUUUUUGGGUAUAGGAGUCGCCUGGACUAUAGCUGCUGUAUAUCACGCUGUUGUAGGAACUCCAGGAGGUUUUGCAGUAGAUCCGGGAAAUCUGUCAUUUUCGGUGACUAUAUUCUGUUUAUCGGCUUUGGUUUGUGCCGCAACUCUAUUGGCUCGACGAUCCAAAGUAGUUGGCGGCGAAUUAGGCGGUCCUAUGAUUUACAAAUUGCCGACAACUAUACUGUUUGUAUCUCUUUGGCUCUUCUAUAUCAUUAUUUCCAGUCUUGAGGUCUAUCAUUAUAUCAAAAUCUAAACACUUGUAUAUAAAAUAUAUUUUAGUAUUUAAAAGGUGUCUAAAGGGCUUUUGGUUGGUUAACUUGUGUUUUACACAUU
Oppia nitens is the source of this 3371-nucleotide messenger RNA. RefSeq names its product sodium/calcium exchanger 1-like. NCBI's taxonomy places the organism in Eukaryota, Metazoa, Arthropoda, Arachnida, Sarcoptiformes, Oppiidae. Gene Ontology annotation, biological process: cell communication; calcium ion import across plasma membrane; sodium ion transmembrane transport. The coding region runs from base 553 to 3291 and encodes 912 amino acids. Gene Ontology annotation, molecular function: calcium:sodium antiporter activity. Gene Ontology annotation, cellular component: axon; postsynapse; sarcolemma. The transcript has 2 exons. The record is from RefSeq and is a predicted model, not a curated record.